CUCUUACAGAAUAAUGACUACUGACUCUUGUCCAGGUUCCAGUAGAGUAAAGAUGAUCUGUGAUCUUCAGAGAUUAGAAGCAGUUACUGAUGAUAAAAGAAUAUUAAAACAUAUAAUGAUUGAUAUUCUCAACCUGAGGAAUGGAAUGGAAAAUAAUCUACUCCUAAUCCAACAAAUCCACCUGAUGAUACAGAAGGAAGGAGAGGAGCUGAAGGGGUUUAAUGAUAUCAUCCAUGCUGCCCAGCAACAUAUUGACUCCAUAAGCACAUUAUAUACACUGGGUGUAUCCUGGCUCAAGGGUGAAACUGAUUUUGCUCUAAGCUUUGUUCAAGUUGUUGUUGAUGAAGAGAGUCUAGAACCUGAUAAUUUCUCUGAGGACCAGGAUUUAUCUGUUCAUGAGAAUAUUGGAGAUAUUGAAGAUAUAAAAAUUGAAAUGGAAGAGCUGGAGAAUACAGUUAAUAAAGAUUUAGAAGAUAUCAAGGAAGAAGCUGAAAUCACUGGACUGAAGCAAGAGAUGUUAGUUAAAGACAGCAAAAUAAAAAGAACAACUCGACGUAAAGACAAAAACAACAAAAUUCGUAAUUUUUCCUGUGAUUUAUGUGAUUACGUGACCAGUAAGAAAAUACGUCUGGCAGAUCAUAAGCUGGUGAAACAUCAAGGUCAUCGAUACUUUUGUGAUCAAUGUGAAAGCUCUUUUACGGAUAAUCGUAAUCUGAGAAGACACUUGAAAGAUCUCCAUGAGGGACAGAAAUAUCAUUGUACUGAAUGUGACUAUUUUGCUACCAGUCAGACACAGUUGAAGCAUCAUAAAGACUCUGUACAUUUAGGAUUGCAGUAUCCUUGUGAUAGUUGUGAAUAUGUUUCAAACUCUAAAUAUAAUUUGAGAAAGCAUAAGAUAACACAGCAUUCACAAGGAGAAGGAAGUUUAAGUAAUGAAGAAAGACCAAAGAUCCCAAGAAGCAGGAGACGAAAUGAAAAUGUGUCAGGAGGGAUUCAAUAUUCAUGUGAUCAAUGUGAUUCUGUUUCCUUUAGUAAGGUUAGCAUGAAAUUACACAAACAGCGACAUGUUAACCAAUUCUUGUGCGAUCAGUGUCCAUAUAUUUCUAAAACAAAAUCUGAUUUAAAGAAACACAAGUUGGUGAAACAUGAAGGAUUGGGGUUUCCCUGUGAUUUGUGUAAAUAUGUCGGGCAGGAUAAAGUGCAUCUGAGACUGCACAAAGAGGCAGUACACAUGGGUAUUAAAUACCAAUGUGACCAAUGUGAGUUUGCAGCAUCCACAAAUGGAAAUUUGAGAGAACACAUUGCCUGUAAGCAUGAUGAUACUAACUAUCCCUGUGAUCAUUGUGGACAUGUAUCAACUACACUUAAUGCAAAGAAGAAGCACAUGAAGAGUAAACAUCCUCUUGUUGCAUAGCUUUAAAUAUACUUCAAAAGAAAUCCAGAAAAAUUCUUGUUAUUUGAUUUAAAGUAUUUAUUGUAGAAAUUUAUAAUUUAUUGCUUUUUUAAUUUGUUUUCUUUCAGA
Messenger RNA from Eurytemora carolleeae, 1522 nucleotides. Its product is annotated as zinc finger protein 665. The record is from RefSeq and is a predicted model, not a curated record. Lineage: Eukaryota; Metazoa; Arthropoda; Copepoda; Calanoida; Temoridae. The coding region runs from base 14 to 1414 and encodes 466 amino acids. Gene Ontology annotation, biological process: regulation of gene expression. Gene Ontology annotation, cellular component: nucleus. The transcript is spliced from 4 exons.